This is a messenger RNA of Eucalyptus grandis, 2931 nucleotides long. RefSeq names its product G-type lectin S-receptor-like serine/threonine-protein kinase At1g61370. The record is from RefSeq and is a predicted model, not a curated record. Lineage: Eukaryota; Viridiplantae; Streptophyta; Magnoliopsida; Myrtales; Myrtaceae. The transcript is spliced from 10 exons. Gene Ontology annotation, biological process: protein phosphorylation; recognition of pollen. The coding region runs from base 1 to 2733 and encodes 910 amino acids. Gene Ontology annotation, molecular function: ATP binding; protein serine/threonine kinase activity.
AUGGGUGAUCUCUUGGGAAAGUGCCUACCUGUACGUCAAAUGGCAAAACUGCCAGCGAGGGUCACCGGUGGUUCCCACCCGAACGAGGCCUUUGCAACUGGCAAGGUUCCGACUCAAACCAUUUUACUAUCGCCAAACGAAACUCUUCUGGUCAUUAAAUACCACUAUCCCGAAGGAAUAUUGGCUUUUUGUGAGUGCACUUACACAGAGGAUCUAAGCACUGUAAGCUUGGCUUACAGUAAUCCCAUUUUUAUCCUUUUUGAUCUGCCUAUAACAGCACUUCAAAGCAGCACAAUUUACAAUAUAACUUCAUCAAGGCCACUCAUUCAGAACAAAACCCUUGUCUCUCCUCGUAAAAUCUUCGAGCUCGGGUUCUUCGCGCCUAAUGGAUCAGAAAAGCAGUACGUAGGAAUAUGGUACAAGAACACGACUUUCUCCAAAGUUGUCUGGGUGGCCAACAGGGACAAGCCACUUGGACACAAAGAUCAAUCUGCGAGUUUGAUAAUUAGUGGAGACGGAAAUCUGAAGCUUCUUGAUGGGCAACAAAAUACUGUCUGGUCUACAAAUGUCAUGGCGAAGUCUAAUUAUUCUGCAGCAGUGCUUUCAGACUUUGGAAACCUUGUUCUUCAAGACGGGAAUGCAAAUGAAAUGUGGGAAAGCUUCGAUGAGCCAACCGACACUCUCCUGCCAAACAUGAAGAUCGGAGUAAACGUGAAAACAGGAAAGAAAAAAUACUUGAUUUCCUGGAAAGGUGAAGAUGAUCCUUCGCCCGGAAGCUUUGUCCUUGGAGUGACGUCGGAGACACCGCCUCAGCUUUUCGCUUGGAAUGGAUCAAGUCCAUACUGGAGAAGCGGACAGUGGGAUAAAUCCAAGUUUAAUGGAAUGCCGACCAUGAGCAACACAUAUCUGAGUGGCCAUGAGAUCCAGCAAAAUAUCGACCAGGGAACAACGUAUUAUUUCCGCAAUAAUUACAACAACUCCUUCCUUGGAUACAGUUUCAUCUCUUCAGAAGGAUCUAUAGAGUCUCUUCGUUGGGGCGAUGGAUGGUCAAUAAUCUGGGAAGUAUCACGAACUAACCGGUGUGAAAUUUAUGGAACAUGCGGUCCUUUUGGAGUUUGCAACACGUUUAGUUCACCUUUAUGCAGUUGCUUAAAAGGGUUUAAACCAAGGUCAGAUGAAGAGUGGAACAGAGGAAACUGGACCGGAGGGUGCGUUCGGAAAAUGGAAUUGAAUUGUCAGAAAUCCACACGUGCAGCAGCUAUGACGACUGUGGAAAAAGACGUGUUCUGGAAAAUAAAACAUAUGAAAUUGCCUGAUUCUGCUGAUUAUUUGUCAAACAUAGCUGAUGCAGAAGGAUGUCGAAGUUGGUGCCUAGGAAACUGCUCGUGCUUGGCCUUUUCUUAUGUGGAUACUGUAGGAUGUAUGACUUGGUUUAAAAACCUCAUAGAUACUCAGCAAUUCUCCAGAGAAGGCAGAGAUCUAUUUAUUCGACUUGUGGAUGUGGAUAAAGGUGUACCUACGAAGACAAAACUCAUCAUCAGCUUAAGUACUAUUUCUGGCAUCAUGUUAUUCGGAGCUGGCAUUUCAGUGUGUGGUCUUUUCAAGUGGAGAGGGAAAUUUAGGAAAAUGACAAUCCCAAGGGUCCUUAAUUCAAAGGCCACAGCCAACAGAUCAGAGGAAUUGCUGAGGGAAACUGCAUGGAAAGAGCAAAUGAAGCAAGGUGAUGCAUCGGAAUUAAUGGUUUAUGAUUUGGACAGCAUACUCCUUGCAACAAACAACUUCAACAUGAAGAACAAACUCGGGCAGGGAGGGUUUGGCCCUGUUUAUAAGGGAAAGCUGAACGGUGGUAAGGACAUAGCUGUGAAAAGACUUUUGAGCAGCUCAGGCCAAGGCAUUGCAGAGUUCAAGAAUGAGAUCCUCCUGAUAUCCAAACUUCAACACCGAAAUCUGGUGAGACUUGUUGGUUACUGCACUGAAGGAGAAGAAAGGAUACUAGUGUAUGAGUACUUGCCGAACAGGAGCUUGGACGCCUUUCUUUUCGAUUCAAAAGAGAAGGCAAAACUCAGUUGGGGCAUCCGCUUCGACAUUAUCCAGGGCAUUGCAAGAGGGCUGCUCUACCUCCACCGUGAUUCAUGCCUCAGGGUCAUACAUCGAGAUUUGAAAGUGAGCAACAUUCUCUUGGACGAAAAAAUGAAUCCCAAGAUUUCAGAUUUUGGGCUAGCGCGGAUGUUUGAAGGCACUCAAGUUUUCGUAAAUACUCACAAAGUUGUGGGGACACUGGGUUACAUGUCUCUCGAAUAUGCCAUGGGUGGGAUAUUUUCUGAAAAAUCUGAUGUUUAUAGCUUUGGCGUACUGAUAUUGGAGCUUAUCAGCAGCAAGAAGAACACAAGUUUAGAUUACCAUGGACAGCAUCUCAAUCUCCUGACCUAUGUAUGGCAUUUGUGGUGUGAAGGCAGAGGAUUGGCCCUAAUGGAUAAAGCCAUUGCUGACGCAUUUUCGCUGUCAGAAGUGAUGAGAUGCAUUCAAUUAGGACUUCUCUGUGUGCAGGAACAUGCCACAGAUAGACCCGACACGUCAGCUGUGGUUCUAAUGCUAAGUGGGCAGUCUGAUCUUCCACAGCCAAAGCAACCAGCAUUUACAUUUCAACGCUCAACGACUCAUGAAGUCCGAUCACAAGAAGAAAACAUUUGGUCCAGGAAUUCCAUCACCAUUACUAUGGCUGAAGGAAGAUAAAACUCUCAUAUGCAUUGUCUCUGACCAAUUCAACUUUCCCGGAAUUGAGUGUUUGUCAAAUUAUCUGCUUGAAUAACUAAUCUGUCGUUGCACUAUUACGUUGAUAUAUGAUGUAAACAUAGAGACAGUGAGGGGUUCCCAGUUGCCAUCGCUCUAUUAGAAGAGUUUUAUGUGUGCACGGAGGCACAAAAAUUCAGA